Physcomitrium patens is the source of this 2460-nucleotide messenger RNA. RefSeq lists its product as uncharacterized. The record is from RefSeq and is a predicted model, not a curated record. NCBI's taxonomy places the organism in Eukaryota, Viridiplantae, Streptophyta, Bryopsida, Funariales, Funariaceae. Gene Ontology annotation, biological process: N-acetylglucosamine metabolic process. Gene Ontology annotation, cellular component: membrane. Gene Ontology annotation, molecular function: beta-1,4-mannosylglycoprotein 4-beta-N-acetylglucosaminyltransferase activity.
GGAAAUCGUCCUCGAUUUCGAAGGACGAUCGAGAAAUCUACAGAUUCUCUACCACUGGAUCGGGGGUCGUAUCCCGCCGACGUGGAGACGACGUUCGACUAUGACUUCUGCAUGGAAAAUGUAACUGACGUUGGCUGAAACGACGACGACGUCGAGCUCCACCGGGAGGCUACAAUCAAUUGGAUUCUCCGCGGCUUUGGCGCGAGCUCCACCCGUCACAGCUCUCGCAUAUCAGGAAUAGUCUACAUAGACACCUAAGUUUCCAUGUCCCAUCCACAAGCGCGUGAUUGUAGCAGUGGGGCUUUUGCGAGCUAACUCAGUUUGACAGUGCGAUCAGUUUUUGGACACAAACUGGGUACACACAUUUGCAUUGAUGAGAGGAAGAAGAAAGUUACGACUUUAUGUGCUUGUCUUGCAUCGACAGGUGAAAUCGUUGAAUGCAUGGCUUUGAUGUGGAUAAGCGGAGACGUGUGGGAGGGUCGAUUCUCGCACUGCACGGCACCCCACUGCACGUUAAUAAUCCUGCAGCAUGGAUGCGGAGAAAACGUUGCGGGAUCACUGCGAGUGAUGGUCACGAAUGCAGCCUGUGUCGCCGUGGAUUCAAACCCAUGACCCUCCGUGGGACAUGCAAGUCGUAGUAAUUGCAGCUUCAGCAGUCUGAGCAUUACCCUUCGUUUCACCCUUGGGUGCCUUUGUGGGUGUCAUCGGAGGAAGUUCCUCCCGCUCGAUAAGCCCCUUCAGACAGUGCAAGCUGGCAAGAGGUCUUUGCAAUUUGCCCCGCCAGCUUUCAUCCACCUUGACAACUAGAAGCUCCAUGACUAACAGCAGAUUCUUUGCUUCCGUGGGCGUUCGGACUUUUUGCUUGUGACUCGUGGCCUGCAAAUAGAUCGUAGGAGCCAUGUUUCGCCGGGGUGGGCUGAAAAUUCCUCGGUUGAAGAUCACAAAAUGGAAGUUUAAGUUGUUGACGUUAACCAUUUUUGGCUUUUUCUCAAUAGUAGCCACCCUCGUAUACGUUUAUGACUACCGCACCGUUACGUAUUUUUUGCGACCCAUUUGGGAUACCCCCCCUAAGUCCUUUCAGAUAAUUCCUCAUUACUACGCGGAUGGCAUGAACUUAUCCGAAUUGUGCGCACUCCAUGGCUGGACUCACAGGCCCACCCCGCGUCGUGUGUUCGAUGCAGUAAUCUUCAGCAACGAGGUUGACCUUCUUGAGAUCCGAAUGCGGGAACUCAUGCCCUUCGUCACUAAGUUCCUUGUCCUAGAAUCGAACGCUACAUUCACAGGAAAACCGAAACCUCUCUACUUCGCAGACCAGAAGGACAGCCGCUUCAAGUUCAUUCACCCGCAGCUUCUCUACUCCAAUAUUCCGAGCCGUCCACAAAUUCCUAACAGGGACCCUUUCGACAACGAAAAGCAUCACCGAAUAGCCAUGGGAAAUUUCCUUCGCACAGCAGGCAUACAGGACGGUGAUCUUCUUAUCACAGCCGACGCCGACGAGAUUCCGUCCGCUCAUACCAUUCAUCUGCUGCAGAAUUGCGAUGGGUAUCCAUCCCCCAUGCAUCUCCAGCUCCGCAAUUACCUGUACUCUUUUGAGUUUCUCGUUGACAGCAAUUCAUGGCGCUCAAGUGUAGAGCUCUACAGAAAGGAGACGCAGUAUCGUCACUCUCGGAAGACGGAUCAUUGUCUAGCAGAUGCGGGCUGGCACUGCAGUUUCUGCUUCCGCUACAUCCGAGACUUUGUCUUUAAAAUGAAGGCCUACUCUCACGCUGAUCGUAUUCGGCGUCCCUCUCUAUUGAACCCCGAGCGGAUCCAGAAGAUUAUCUGCAAGGGUAGCGAUAUUUUUGACAUGCUUCCGGAGGAGUUUACCUACAAGGAGCUAAUCAGCAAAUUGGGUGCUGUUGCAAAAUCCUUCUCUGGAGUUCACAUGCCGAAGUAUUUGUUAGAAAAUGCGGAGACUUACAGGUACCUGUUACCCGGUAAUUGCAUACGUGAUCCCCUGCCAGUCUCUCUAUGAGCGUUGCAUGCUGCAGAUUACAUGAACCUGAUUAUGAGUGCAUAAUCAAGAAGUUAGUUUUUCCCGCACAAUUCCUAAACUACUGGAAGAGCUUCAGAAAACAGGUGCUUUACGGCUACAGAAGACAUCGAUUCCCUGUAUUUCCGAGAGCUCUAAGCUUUAUUAUCAGCUGCCAGGUUCUUAAACAGAUCGACUAAGAACCUGGCAGCUGAUAAUAAAGCUUGGAGGAAUGUUGAUGUCCACCUUGGAAGGAAUUCCUCUACACUAGUAAUUGUUUAGAUGUUCAUUCAAGUUAUGAAUUUGGGAAAUUUUCCUUUUUGGUGUGUCUACUUGUUUGGGUGGUGAAUGUGCACCCACAUGAAUACAUAUGACCUAAAACUGGUAUGGUGCACAAAUAGCAGCAAAGAAUUUUUUUUGCAAUAUUUAAAUAAGGCUUCUUUCUUCAA